Rotaria sp. Silwood2 is the source of this 567-nucleotide messenger RNA. Lineage: Eukaryota; Metazoa; Rotifera; Eurotatoria; Philodinida; Philodinidae. The record is from the annotation of a GenBank genome assembly.
AUGUGUCUGGUAUUUAUUCUAUUGCUUUACGUCUUCUUAGCCACAUUUUGUCAGCUGACAUUUAUAUCAUACUCUUUUCUUGUUGAUUCUCUAUCAAUCUCCGUUGCUAUUGGCGAUUGUAAUCGUAGUGAUAAAUUAGAUUGUAUCGUCGCGAACUCCGGUAGUAAUACCGUGAUUGUUCUAUUUGGAAGCAUGAACGACAUAUCUGGACGAAUAGACUUUCCAGCAGGUGUAAAUCCACAAGCAGUUGCUGUUACUGAUUUUAACCAUGAUGAUAAUCUGGAUAUUGUCGUGACAAAUUCUGGUGACAAUACUGUGACUGUAAUACUGGGGAAUGAUAUAAACGACACUAUUGGAGAGGCAAGCUUUCCAGUUGGUACAACUCCACGAUCAGUUGCUAUCAGUGAUUUUAACAUUGAUGGUAAGCCAGAUAUUGUUGUCACAAACUUUGAUGAUAAUACUGUGACUAUACUACUUGGAAAUAGUGUAAAUGAUACUAUUGAACAAAAAAGCUUUUCAACAGACAGAAAUCCACAAUCAGUUGUUUGUCAGCGAUUUCAAUCUUGA